Messenger RNA from Sitodiplosis mosellana (orange wheat blossom midge), 2087 nucleotides. Its product is annotated as casein kinase I-like. Gene Ontology annotation, biological process: endocytosis; peptidyl-serine phosphorylation; signal transduction. The transcript has 7 exons. The coding region runs from base 779 to 1801 and encodes 340 amino acids. The record is from RefSeq and is a predicted model, not a curated record. Gene Ontology annotation, cellular component: cytoplasm; nucleus. NCBI's taxonomy places the organism in Eukaryota, Metazoa, Arthropoda, Insecta, Diptera, Cecidomyiidae. Gene Ontology annotation, molecular function: protein serine/threonine kinase activity; ATP binding.
GCAGACGCUCAUGUGCUUGGUGUCAUUUAAAUAGCAAUAUCUUCUAAAUUUUAUCAUUUUUUACUAGAAUCAGUUCAAAAGUUCAUUGAUUAUUCUUCCAAAUAACAAUCUAAUCAUAUUCUUCAAAACUUUGAAUUAUUCAAUCAAGAAAUCUUCUCAUAUAAACUUUCGGAUAUAAUUUUAUCCGUAAAUGAUUGCCAAUAUGGAGUUGCUGUAUUUCACGAUUUUAUCCAUUACUCUGACGAGAGGCUUUAGAACAACUGUGCAAAUAAACGCUAAUAAGCGAAAUAUUGCUGUAAAUAGCAAUUUGUCAAUAGCAAACAUCCAACACAGUCUUCAAUAUUAACCAGAAGAAUUUUCGGAUUUGUUUAAAUUUCAGAGCAUUGAAUUUUGCUUGCUUUGUAGCGCUGAUUUUGAACAGCUGCUGUCAACAGCGGCUGUUGGUUACGUUCUUGUGAAUGCGGCACACUAUUGGCCCCGCGCACCAUCUCUAACAGGCAUGAACAUGCACGAACGUAGUACACACAUAGCUCCGUCUGAAUGUAUUGGUUGGCGCGCGGCACUUACAGUGUGUCGCAUGCACAAGUACUUAACCAACAGCCACUGUUCAAAAGCAGCGCUACAUAGCUAGCCAUAGCUAGCAAUGUUGUGCAAUCAUUCAUACGAGAAUAAAAGAUGGUCUGCAUCGUCAUUUGAAAUUCGCUGCUGCAGCAGAACGUAUUUGCAAUAAUCACGGCAGUCGUCAGUAAGUAUAGACACAGAUAGGCUGCACAAGACAAUGAUUCUGGCGUUAAUUAAUCAAAGUUUAAUAUUGAUGGGCCUUAUUAUCAUGUAUUCAAAUCCACCUAAAGACCCAUUAUGGAAUGUGAUUAUUGACGAUCGGUUCUUAGUUCAAGAAGGUCUUGGUAAAGGAUACACUGGUUUUGUACGAAGUGGAAAAGACUUGGAAACCAACGAAGAAGUAGCCAUCAAAUUUGCAUCGGAAAUAAGAUAUUGGUCACUGGAAAAAGAAUAUAAAAACUAUAUACAUUUGGGUGCUCGCGAUCCUAAUGUCGUUCAACGUGGCAUACCGCAUAUCAUACAUUUUGGAGACUUUGACCAAUACAAAUAUUUAGUAAUGUCAAAAACAGGUCCAACUUUACAUAAAUUGAAGGACAAAACCAAAGAUAAAGAAUUCACAUUUACAUCAAUUGCCAAAAUUGGCCGACAAGGCAUAAGGAUAUUUGAAUAUAUCCAUUCAAAAGGCUUGAUAUUUCAUGAUGUUAAACCACACAACAUUGCUGUUGGCAGAUCGAAUGCAAAUAAAAUCGUUUUCUUUGAUUUUGCAUUCAGUGAAUUUUAUAUCGAUGAUAUGGGUGUAUCAAAACCACGAAAAGAAGCCACUAAGUUCUAUGGAACUCCCGAUUACAUGGCUUGGGGACCGCUGAAUCGAUACACUCAAGUACGAAAGGAUGAUUUAAUUUCGUUCGGACUCGUUUUGCUUGAAUUGAACGGCGUAAUACUUCCAUGGUCAGAGAUUACGAAGGAAUAUGACAACAUUUAUAUAACGAUGGACGUUGUACUUGAACAGUGGAAUAAGCAUAGCAUCGAUGACAUCUGUGACAAGUCGGAUAAUCCACAUUUCUUCAAGGAAUACUUCAACUAUUUAGAUUCAUUUAAGUCUCAAGAACGACCCGAUUAUGAUUUCCUGGUGCAACUCUUCGAAAAUGAACUUACAGAGGAAGAGCUUGCUGAUGACGACUUGGGCAUUAUAUCGACGGACAAUACAAAAACGCACGAAAAUGCACAGGGUGGGCAAUAAUAACUGUCACCUUUUUAAAGCAUAAAUCACACAUUUUUAAUGGAAUUGAGCUAUUGUUUUUGCGUUCAGUAGACGCGUAAUUUCGAUUUCAGCAACCAGAUUUGAAAUUCUUAUAAAUUUUUUAAUAUUUUUUCUCCGAUUUAGUACCAUAGAUGUGGUGGACAAAAAUUCAGUCGUGAUAUUUUUUAAGAAAUGUUGUACAUAUUGGAUGCACGGAAAUUUUAUAUUGUCAUAAAAUAUUAAAACGAACAUUUAAUCAAAUUAAACAAAUAUCUUCAAAUCAUAU